This is a messenger RNA of Colletotrichum spaethianum, 1941 nucleotides long. RefSeq lists its product as uncharacterized. The coding region runs from base 1 to 1941 and encodes 646 amino acids. The record is from RefSeq and is a predicted model, not a curated record. NCBI's taxonomy places the organism in Eukaryota, Fungi, Ascomycota, Sordariomycetes, Glomerellales, Glomerellaceae. The transcript has a single exon.
AUGAACCCCCAACAUUCCGGAGCGGCAACGCUGCCCAAGGGCUUCCGCUUCCAUGACCCGGACCAGCAGAACCCCAAAACACCGGAGCCCUUCUCCGUGGAUGAGGAGUUGCAGCCACCUUCUCCGCCGCGUCCUCGGUUGAAGCUGAAAAGACGCGUCGCAUCCAACCUGACCGCCCCAACGUCGCAGUUCCUCGCGUCCGUUGCUGCUGCCGACGUGCCAAUCCCUAGCAUCGAAGAGCCGGAAUCCUCUAGCGCAAACAUGCAUAUUUCCAGCAUGACAUACCCCGUCAUCCACAACCUCAAGGACCUGGAUGGCCUCGGGAUACAUAAACUUCGCGGCAGGCGUUUUUCUCCACCCAAAACGCCAGCACCCGGCGCCGCUCCUUCGCUUUCUCCUCGACGCUACCCCAACUGGUCCAUCGACUCUGCCUUCAGUAGCGGCGAGUCUACCCCAGAGUUCGAGUCCAGCCGUCCAUCCACGGCACGGUCCACCCAAACCAGCGCAUCCCUUUUCAGUCGCUUCUCCAUCACGUCCGAAGACCUGCAAUGCAUUAGUCCCGAGACUGACGCAUCGGAUCACUUUAAGCAAUCGUUCUUUGAUGGAUUUGAUGAGCCUGCCGAGCUCCCUUCCAAGCCCAAGUCAAAGAGACGCAAGGCUCCCUGGACGAAGGCUAUGAGCGAUCACCUCUGGACUACCUACCUCACGUAUCUCCAAGACCCCAAGGUCACGCCAUUUCGCACUGGCAAAAGCUGCAUCCCUCCCCAGGGCGUGUGCCUUCGCGUUGCAAGGGAAGCGAAGAGGAGCUGGAGAGGUCCCAAAGGCGGAAGAAGGUCGUUGAACCCCAAGAGCGGAAGUAACACGCCAACCGUCGAGACUUGCACCUUUCUUCAGUGGCCGCAUACUUGUGCGGCCACUCGGGCUCAUUUGAGAGAGCUGUGCAAGUCGAAAGCGGCCUCGUCGUCAGCCCGGACAAGCCAGUUCCUCGCCAACAGCCCGACACCUUUCGGCAGAACGGCGGCAAGAUUCUGGAACCGUAGAUCCACUCCGGCCCGCUCUCCUUCCGUAUUUACGGCGCAUGACAUGUCCAUGUCGCUCACCCUCAGCACUUCAGAAGCCAUGCAGCCCCAAGGCCCUCUGGCACAGCUUACAAAGUCGGGCCCUGAACUUACCCAGGAGCCCAUGACAGAGCCGUUCCCUCUACUCCCCGUAGAACCCGGCAAGUUGGACGUUCCUCUGGACGAACGCCCACGACUUGGGUCGCCAUUCAUGGCCAAGAGCUAUGGGCCUAGCUCCACUGGCGCGUUGGCUGCUGCCGUCGCUUCGGUGCCGCAAAGACAGAACCAGAGCCUUGGCCACAGACGCACUCUCCAGUCGCCGGCGCGCCUGACUAGAAGCCGGUCCAACACGCAGAAGCGCAUCGGAAGACCUAGACAGGCGUCCCAUGAGCCACGAAAGACAAAGCGACCCAGUCUUGUCUCCGAUCUUUGGACCGAACCUAUGCCCUCCGGAGGUCGACCCAAGACACCACUUAAACCAGACAUCGAAUUCAGCUCAACAGACAACCACUCGCGCGAUGACCUCUUCGUGCCCCGAACAAAUCUUGCUGGGCUCUUUACGGCCCCGAUGCAGAUACCCUCAUCCCGGGCCCAGCUGUCGGAUUUAUCCGAUCCUUUCUUGGCUCCGCCCAACGCACCGCCUCCAAGGCUAGGAUCACCAUUUCCUGGAUCAACCACCAGCUUUUCCUUCCCAAACCGGUUCACGCAGCCACAGGAGUUUGAUCACGGCACUAUCCGUCCCUUUGCAACCGUUCAACAAUCCGGUGAAGGUAGCUCGGCUCCUCCUCGCAAUCUGGCUGACCGAUUGGCCUACAUCGACGAACGUCUUCGGGACUUCAGACGGCGUGACACCAACCGUCGCCGAUCCGAAUCCCCCUUCUAG